AUGGGCCAUUGCACCUCGGCCUGCGCGUAUACCAGCGACGACUGGAAGAGCUUGAAUAUCAUUGUUAAUUUGGAGGAAGUCCGACUGGACAUGACGGAUGCCGACACGAACCCCAAGCGCAGUGGGACCAUGGCCGACGCGAAACCUACCAUCAAGCAGCAGCAGCAACCCACCCAGAAUGCAAACACAACCGACACGCCCAAAUCGCAAGAGAGAUCCAAGAGCACAGCCACGGUAGACAGUCCGUCAAGCCCUCCGAGAAAGAAGCGCAGAAAGGUCAACCAUGCCUGUGUGUACUGCCGUCGAUCGCACAUGACAUGCGACCUCGAACGACCAUGCGCCAGAUGCGUCAAACGCGACAUUGCCCACCUGUGCCAUGACGAACCGAGAGAGCCCGCCAAAGGCAAGAAGCCAGAUACGGAUACCCCUCUUGCCGACGCGAGUGUCAUCGAAGACGAACGCAGAAGCAGCUUGAGAAUGGACCCUCCCGCCAUACAACAGCCAAAGCCAAUGUCGCCAGUACACAUCAAGCAGCAGAGCCAAUCCACAGACAACCAACGGCCUUUCUCUAUCAACGACUGGAACUUUGACUCGACAAACCAGCUCCACGAUAUGCGUAAUCUGCACCCAAACUACACCUUCAACACCUCCGAAGUGACCGACGAGUACAACUUUCUCGGCGACUUUCUAAACAACAGUCUCCUCGACGACGGCGCAACAUACAACUCCGAUGACACGAGUGCGGUUUUCAACGAUCCUCUGCUAGCAACCGGCUCCCUCUCCACCUACGCAAACAAUAUGAAUCUCUUCUCGGGCAUCCACCAAACUCAACCCUCUACCAACCCUGCCCAACAACCACAACCAGACCCCCAAGUCUCCGCCGCAAACGACAUUACCCGUCCUUCCUCCGUCAUGCCCGUCGACACCAAAGCCCGCGACAAAUUCUACAUGACCGCCGCCGACCCCGCCGGCAACGACACCNCCGAAGCCCGCAUGCUAAAGCUUCUCCAAGCAAAAUACGACGCAGGCAUGUUACGACCCUUCAACUAUGUCCGCGGCUACUCACGUCUAAACACCUACAUGGAAUCCCACAUGCGACCACCCCUGCGCCAANAAAUCCUUCGCCAACUCGAAAAAUUCCGCCCUAAAUUCCGAGAAGCAAUGCAUAAUCUCACUGAUAUCCAAUUGAUUCGCGUGGAGAUGUGGUGGGAAAGCACGCUGAUGGAAUAUGAUCGCGUGUUUGCUAGUAUGGCAAUUCCAGCAUGUUGUUGGCGUCGCACGGGCGAAAUCUUCAGAGGAAACAAGGAAAUGGCAGAACUAAUUCAAGUUCCCAUGGAAGAGUUACGAGAUGGAAAACUCGCGUUGCAUGAAAUCAUGGCUGAAGAUUCGUUGGUCAGUUAUUGGGAAAAGUUUGGCGCGAUUGCUUUUGAUCAGAGUCAGAAAGCUAUUUUGACGUCUUGCACCUUGGNNAAGAAUCCGCAUGAUGAUGAGGAUGCAACACCGAGUGGAGGAGGAGUGGACAAAGAUGGAGUAGGCAGGAAAAACGAUACAAGGCCAGGGAGCAGUGGCAAGAAAAGGUCAACAGGGCAGUUGAGGAAGUGCUGUUUUUCCUUUACGAUAAGGAGGGAUAUACAUAACAUGUAA
Molecule: messenger RNA, 1644 nt
Organism: Aureobasidium vineae
Lineage: Eukaryota; Fungi; Ascomycota; Dothideomycetes; Dothideales; Saccotheciaceae
Source: the annotation of a GenBank genome assembly